GCAAACCAAACCCUCUUCAAAAUAACAUAACCCUAAUCUGUAACCCUUCGAUUAAGGUUUUUGUUAUUUUUUUUUGUUUAACUGAAAAUCCCUAAAUAUCGUUACAAACCCUAGAUCCUCCUUCAGAUCGAUCUAAAGAUGGUUUCCGACGCUAGCAAGAAGAAGGCAGCCCAGAAGAAGGCGGCUGCAGCUGCGAAAAGAGGCGGCAAAUCAGCUGCUGCUUCAUCUAAGGCGGCUGGGGUAGAUAAUAAUGGAAGUGUGGACAAGUUAUCGAAUGGAAUUGGAGCUAUGCAGAUAUCAGAUCGGAAUUGUACGGGUGUUUUAUGCUCUCAUCCUCUUUCUAGAGACAUUCGAAUUGAGUCUUUAUCAGUAACUUUCCAUGGACAUGAUCUCAUUGUUGAUUCUUUGCUUGAGCUCAACUAUGGCAGACGUUAUGGAUUACUCGGUUUAAAUGGAUGUGGUAAAUCAACACUCUUAACUGCUAUUGGUUGCCGUGAACUUCCCAUUCCAGACCACAUGGAUAUUUAUCAUCUUACCAGAGAAAUUGAAGCUUCCGACAUGUCUUCGCUCGAGGCUGUUAUUUGCUGUGAUGAGGAGAGGUUGCAUUUGGAAAAGGAAGCUGAGAUCUUAGCAGCACAGGAUGAUGGAGGUGGAGAGGCUCUUGAACGUAUUUAUGAACGCUUGGAAGCUUUAGAUGCAUCCACUGCCGAAAAACGUGCUGCUGAGAUCUUGUUUGGUCUUGGUUUUACUAAGCAGAUGCAGGAGAAGAAAACUCGUGACUUUUCAGGUGGCUGGAGGAUGAGGAUUGCCUUAGCUAGGGCGCUAUUCAUGAAACCCACUAUCCUCUUGCUUGAUGAACCUACCAAUCAUCUUGAUCUGGAAGCCUGUGUCUGGCUGGAGGAAACUCUGAAGAAUUUUGACCGCAUUCUAGUUGUGGUCUCCCACUCUCAAGAUUUUUUGAACGGUGUCUGCACAAACAUUAUACACAUGCAAAGCAAGAAAAUUAAGAUCUAUUCUGGGAAUUAUGAUCAAUAUGUCCAGACCCGUUCUGAGCUGGAAGAGAAUCAAAUGAAACAGUACAAGUGGGAGCAGGAGCAGAUUUCUUCAAUGAAGGAGUAUAUUGCCAGAUUUGGUCAUGGUUCAGCAAAAUUAGCACGUCAAGCUCAGAGCAAAGAGAAAACACUUGCGAAAAUGGAGCGGGGUGGGCUUACAGAAAAGGUGUCCAGGGACAAAGUUCUGGUCUUCCGCUUUGUUGAUGUUGGGAAACUGCCACCACCAGUGCUUCAGUUUGUUGAAGUUUCAUUUGGCUAUACUCCUGACCAUAUUCUCUUCAAAAACCUCGACUUUGGGGUAGAUCUGGAUUCUAGGGUUGCUCUGGUGGGGCCCAAUGGUGCUGGGAAGAGUACUCUGCUGAAGCUCAUGACAGGGGAGUUGGUACCUGCUGAUGGCAUGGUUAGGCGGCACAAUCACUUAAGAAUUGCUCAAUAUCAUCAGCAUUUGGCUGAAAAGCUUGAUUUGGAGAUGCCGGCCCUGCAGUACAUGAUGAAAGAGUAUCAAGGAAAUGAGGAAGAAAAAAUGAGAGCAGCAAUAGGGAGGUUUGGGUUGACCGGAAAAGCCCAGGUGAUGCCCAUGAAGAAUUUGUCUGAUGGGCAGAGGAGCCGGGUAAUUUUUGCUUGGUUGGCUUUCAGGCAGCCUCAGAUGCUGCUAUUGGAUGAACCAACAAACCAUUUAGAUAUCGAGACCAUUGACUCGCUGGCUGAGGCAUUGAAUGAAUGGGAUGGGGGUAUGGUUCUUGUGAGCCACGAUUUCAGGCUUAUAAACCAGGUAGCUCAGGAGAUUUGGGUUUGUGAGAAUCAAUCCGUUACCCGAUGGGAGGGUGGUAUCAUGGACUUCAAGGCACACCUUAAGAGGAAGGCUGGCUUAUCUGAUUAAGUCAGACUACGGGGUGGAUAUGAAGAUUUUUUAUCAUCCACUCCCAUUAAUUCUGGUUGCGUCUCACAGCCCUGAGCUUACAGUACCAAACCAAAGCAUAGGGCCGGCGAUUACAUCAUUUUUAUGAUGCUCGCCUGAGACGACAACAAGGAAGGAAGGAUGCUAGGGAAGCAGAGAUGGGAUAAGAAAGGCUUUGUUAUUUCUUUUGCGUUAUAGUAUCGUGCCCUCUGCUCAGGUACUAGCUGUUAUUUUUGCUCUAUUUAUUUAUGUUUGCAUUCCUAUUAUAUACUUAGUUACGCAACAUAGUAGAUGAUUUGACGAUAUUUCUUGAGCUUGACAAUAUUUCUCGAGGGUAGACGUGUCGUACUGAUACGAAACCUCUUGACCGUACUUUUGUUAUAUUGCAAGUAUAUGCUGUAUCUGAGAAUUUUAAGUGAUAACCUAAAUUUUUA
Molecule: messenger RNA, 2384 nt
Organism: Mercurialis annua (annual mercury)
Lineage: Eukaryota; Viridiplantae; Streptophyta; Magnoliopsida; Malpighiales; Euphorbiaceae
Product: ABC transporter F family member 1
Exons: 6
Coding region: 139-1932 (597 amino acids)
Molecular function (GO): ATP hydrolysis activity; ATP binding
Source: RefSeq, a predicted model, not a curated record